UAAUUAUAUUUAUAAUCAUUACAGAUUCCACUAAUCUUCGUCUUAUAAACCAUGCAUCAUCAUCAAUCAUCAUGCCUCCAUUCUUUCUUCUUGCCGGCUAAUUCACGCAUUAUUUAUUUCCAAUUUUUCUUUAUUAUUUUUCUCUUCUAUACUUAUUAGUAUUCCUUGGCUAUAUAUAUAUUUUCUACAAAUGCAGUCCCAGGUAAUUUUUUCUUAUAUAAAGUAUAUUUUUUACAUAUAUUUUAUUUGUUUAAUUUAUGUUAUUUUAAGAGAAAAUUGAAGUAUUAGGAGGCACCGCCAAGUAUUGAAGUAAGAGGGAGUAAUAAUAAGUAAUAAAAAUGAAGAAGUUGAAGGCAGAGACAUUAUGCAGCAGAAUCAUGUUUUUCUUAGCACUCCAAUUUUGUUUUAUGUUCAUCAUCAAAACUUCUAAUACUAUUCAUCAAGAACAUAAAACAUGGAAGGCAACAAAGCUAAUGAGGAGCCUAGUACCAUCACCAAUUUAUUCGCUAUCGGACCACCAUGAAGAUGCUACUAAACCGAGCUUAAAGAUGUCCUUAACACCCACUCGACAUUUAUCUAGCAAUCCAAACCUCGUCCAACCAAAAAUUUUUUGUGAUCGAUCCCAUCGACUUUACGAUUGGUGCCAUCUAAAACAUCCCACCAUAUUGCAACCAGAACGAGCUACAUUCUUUACUAGAUCAUCCACCACCACCUCAAUAUCCGACCCACCUAUAAUAGAAAAACUUCGCCCUUACCCUCAAAAAACCAACAAUAAAACAAUGUCUAACAUCCGCGAGAUUAGACUAACCACAGAGUUAUCGAACGUUUCUUGUACAAUUUUUCACAACACACCGGCUUUAGUAUUCAGCAUUGGUGGCUUCACAGGCAAUUUUUUCCAUGAUUUUAAUGAUGGUUUUGUGCCACUUUUUAUCACUAUGAACACCUUAUUUCCAAAUCAAGAAGUUACCCUAGUCAUAACAGACUAUACUGAAUGGUGGUAUGGUAAAUAUGAGGCUAUACUUCCACAAUUUUCAAACUAUCCUAUUAUAAACCUUGACAAUCAAACAGUUACACAUUGUUUUUCAUCUGUUGUAGUGGGUCUAAUAUCUCAUGGACCCAUGACUAUUAACCCUUCUCUAAUCCCACACCAAAAGAGCUUCCUCGAUUUUCGAGUUUUGCUAGAAGAAGGGUAUCGAAAAUGUUUGGUAUGGCCUCCGCCCAAGAUCAAGGGUCGGCCAAGGCUUGUGUUGGUGAGUCGAGCAGGGGAUGUUGGACGAGUUAUACUUAAUCAAGAUAGUGUUAUAAAGGCAGCUCAAGACGAAGGGUUUGAUGUGGUGGUUUUCGAGCCAUCAGCCUAUACUUAUCUAUGUGAUGUUUAUCGACUGAUCAAUGGUAGCCACGCGAUCAUGGGAGUUCACGGAGCUGCCCUUACGCACUCCCUCUUCCUUCAGCCAGGUGCAGCGUUCAUUCAAGUUGUGCCACUUGGUGGCGACUGGUUGGCUAAGACUUACUUUCGGAAUUUAGCUAAGGGGAUGAAAUUGGAGUGCAUGGAGUACAAGAUUGAGGUAGAGGAGAGUAGUUUGCUACAAAAAUAUGGAAAAGAUCAUGUAUUUAUACGCGAAUCAAAUUCGAUUGCUAGUAAAAAUUGGACUGCAUUGCAUAAUAUUUACCUAAGAAAACAAGAUGUUCGAAUCGACAUAGCACGAUUCAGGGGAUGUUUGAAGAACGCUUAUUCUAAGGCCAAGAAAUUGAUGCAGCACCAAGGUUUACACGUAAAACGUCGCUCGAAAAUCAAGAGAUUUAUUAGGCCACCAGUCUUCAGUUAUACAUAUGGUGUUGGGCAAGAGUAAACAUGCUUUUGGCAUAAUAUUGGAUAUGAAGGGAGUAGAGACAAAGGUCUAUAGUACUACAUGUAGGAAGUCAAUUUGUUUAAUUAUAGUCUAAUUUUUGUGAUAUAAAGAGAUGGGUUAUAAUUUAUGAUGCAUAUAGAGUAAAGGGUAUGUAUUUUACAACAACUCCAAUGUAGAAUUCUUUUAUUUUUCAAUUAACAAAAUAGAAAAAGUUUUUGUGAAUUCAUAA
This is a messenger RNA of Amaranthus tricolor (Joseph's coat), 2079 nucleotides long. RefSeq names its product xylan glycosyltransferase MUCI21-like. Gene Ontology annotation, molecular function: glycosyltransferase activity. The record is from RefSeq and is a predicted model, not a curated record. NCBI's taxonomy places the organism in Eukaryota, Viridiplantae, Streptophyta, Magnoliopsida, Caryophyllales, Amaranthaceae. The coding region runs from base 339 to 1850 and encodes 503 amino acids. The transcript is spliced from 2 exons.